Molecule: messenger RNA, 4468 nt
Organism: Lotus japonicus
Lineage: Eukaryota; Viridiplantae; Streptophyta; Magnoliopsida; Fabales; Fabaceae
Product: protein SUPPRESSOR OF PHYA-105 1-like
Exons: 7
Coding region: 501-3734 (1077 amino acids)
Biological process (GO): photomorphogenesis; protein phosphorylation
Molecular function (GO): protein kinase activity; protein binding; ATP binding
Source: RefSeq, a predicted model, not a curated record
GACAACCAAACCCAAGUUUUGCUUUCAUCUGAAUUCAACUAUUUAUUGGUUUCAUGCUACAUUUGCUUGUCAGUGUUUUGGCCUAGAUAUUUUCCCCUCCAAAUCCAAACAACCUCUAGUUACUGGUUGAGGUAGCUCUUGUUCUUCACCACUUUAUCUUUUUCUUUCUGUUAUCUGAUCUCUUAGGUGCUAGCUCCUUUGUUCAUUGCUAUUAUAUGUUGUUGCUUUCACCUUCUAAACAGUGCAUGUGAGCAAAAUGGUUGAUCUCAUCUGUUGUCAUCCAACAUGCCCAUUUUGUUUUUUGUUGUGAAGAUAAUAACUUUGAUACAACCUUGUAAAGUUUCAGAGAGAAUAAGGAUAUUCUGCUCCCCAUUUGCAUUGUCUGAUAAUAGUGGAGUCCAGUGUUCCCUUAUGUUGUCCAAAAUAUUGCAGUUGAAAGCUCUUAAUUUGACUGAAGGAACUGCAUUUGGAUUGCAUAAAUUGACUAACCACAGUAAGAUAUGAAUGCAAAUGGUGGAAAUGGGACUGAGGAGCGCAAGAGGAAACCUAAUGAUCCUUUUCUCAAGCCUGGGGGGAACCAAAGUAUGCCAAUUUCCCCAAGACUGGGCCCACCUAUUUGGAAGGACUGGCCAGAGAGUUUGCCAAUUGACAAUGUGGUUGGUAAUCAGGGUAAUGGUUUAAGUAGAUAUAUUACUUCAGUUGCUGGAUCUGAACUUCCUAGUACUAGUUUUUGUUCCACCUCAGAUUCUAAGCACAUUGUUGAUAAGUUAAUUGUCAAGAAUAAUAAGAAUCAGAAUAUAGCUUUUGUUAGCCACCCACAGAGUUCAAGACAGCCUCAAAGGAAUCAAUUAGCUAUUGACUCUAAGUAUAAUAGCUUGAGUAGAGAAAUUGCACCUAAGGUUGAAGAACAGUCACCACUCAGAUUAAGCAAAGGACUCAAGGGAAUUUAUACUGAACUUCGGGGUCUGAAAUCUCUGUCUAGCAGGAAUGUGAAUCAUGACCCACAGAAAGUCUUUGCAAAUAUCAGCAAUAUAGAUGAGACUUUCGCCUCAAGUAAUGCACAACUAGUUAGCAGGAUUAGGCAGAGUACUUCAUCUACAUAUAAUUAUCCUCAAUUGUUUGUGGAGAAAACAGUAAAGGGAAAGGAAGUUGUUUGCAAAGAUUUAGACCAAAGCUUCAGUCUUGGAGGAGCACUUAUGAGCCGGGAGGAUGAGAAGACUUCUCUUGCAACUAAGUUUCAAUCUGAUACACUGCUGAUAUCAAAUGAUGACACUAACACGCCUUCCUUGCGAGGAACUACCGUUUCUGGUGCAGAAACUUUUAACAAUGGAGUCAACUUGAGAGAGUGGCUUAAGUGUGAAGGUCAGAAGGUGAAGAAAACAGAAAGGCUACAUUUAUUUAAACAGAUCUUGGAAUUGGUUGAUGUUGCACACUCGCAAAGAGUUUUGUUGCAAGACUUACGACCAUCGUGUUUCACCUUAUUGCCUUCGAGUAAAAUUAAAUACAUUGGUUCAUCACAUCAACAAGAGUUGGUUAAUAAAGCCAUGACCUGCAAUGUGACUGGGAAAAGGUCGCUGGAACUGGAUAUCCGUGCUUGCCAAAGUUUGAGUGCAAAGCAGCAAAAGCUUAGUGAGGAGACUGGAUCGUUUAGGCAGCCCCACAACUUCGCCUUCAUUCAUGGUGGCAGAAGCAGAACUACAACUGUUCAAACUGGGUCUAACUUAAACAGGCUCGCUGAACCGAGGAGUAAAGAAAGUCUGUGCCAAGAUGGUUCCAGUUGUCAACAUACUUCUACUGAAGAUGAUAAGUUUGUGUCUGUAGCAAUUCAAUUAGAAAAGAAGUGGUAUUGUAGUCCAGAAGUGCUCAAUGAUGGAGCUUGCACAUUUUCAUCAAAUAUUUAUAGCCUAGGAGUUCUUCUUUUUGAGUUGCUGUGCAAUAUUGAGCCAUAUGAAGCGCAUUCAUCCGUGAUGUUGGAUUUGUGCCACAGAAUUUUGCCACCAAAAUUUCUGUCAGAAAAUCCGAAGGAAGCUGGUUUUUGCCUUUGGCUUUUGCAUCCUGAACCAUCUUCUCGCCCCAAUACCAGGACUAUUUUAGAAUCUGAAUUUAUACGUGAAUUGGAGGAAUCAAGUUCUGGAGAUGAUUUUGUAGUACCUGAAGAAGAAGUAGCAGAAUCAGAGCAGUUAACAUAUUUUUUAAUUUCACUUAAAGAAGAAAAGAAAAAGGAGGAAGCCAAAUUGGCAGAAGAGCUUAGUUUCCUGGAUGAAGAUAUUAAGGAGGUAGAAAGAAGUUAUGCAUACGGAAUAGAUUCAGCAUUUCCUUUGGCACAAAUGAACUAUUCUGAAUUGAGAGGAGCCAAUUUACAUUUUCAAUAUCCUUCCAGCUCAGAUAUUAUUAGAUCAGUUCCAAGGUCAUUUGUUGAUGAAGCGAGGUUUAUGAGUCAUAUAAACCAGCUAGAGAAUUCUUACUUCUCCAUGAGAUUCCAAGUCCUGAAGGAGGCAUCUGCUAUUGCAAACAGUGAAAAAAAUGUGAUAGAAAGUAGAUGGAGAUUUCCUUACAUAGGGAAUGCUAGUAAGGAGCCAAGAACAGUUCAGAGUUCUGUCAGUUCUCUCGGAUCAUUCUUUGAAGGUAUAUGCAAGUUUGCUCGUUAUAGCAAGUUCGAAGAGCGUGGAACAUUAAGAAAUAAAGACCUUCUUAGUUCUGCCAAUGUAAUAUGUGCUUUAAGUUUCGACCGUGAUGAGGAUUACAUUGCAGCAGGUGGAGUUUCAAAGAAAAUUAAGAUUUUUGACCUCAAUUCUAUCUCUGAUGAUUCUAUAGACAUCCAGUGCCCUGUUGUUGAGAUGUCGAAUAAAUCAAAGCUUAGCUGCGUUUGUUGGAACAGUUAUAUAAAAAAUCAUCUGGCUUCUACUGAUUAUGAUGGUGUAGUUCAGAUGUGGGAUGCAAGCAGUGGUCAACCAUUGUCUCAAUACAUGGAGCACCAAAAGAGAGCUUGGUCUGUUCACUUUUCUCUGUCUGACCCGAAAAUGUUUGCUAGCGGAAGCGAUGAUUGUUCUGUCAAACUGUGGAAUAUCAGCGAGAAAAAUUCUCUAGGAACCAUUUGGAGCCCUGCAAAUGUAUGUUGUGUUCAGUUCUCUGCUUACUCAACACAUCUUUUAUUUUUUGGAUCAGCUGAUUACAAGGUGUAUGGUUACGAUCUUCGUCACACCAGAACACCUUGGUGCACAUUUUCUGGUCAUGGAAAAGCUGUUAGCUAUGUAAAAUUUCUAGAUGCUGAAACAGUUGUCUCUGCUUCCACUGACAACACUUUGAAGCUCUGGGACAUGAAGAAAACCAGCUCUUCUGGGUUGUCAUCUGAUGCUUGUGACAUAACCUUUAAAGGUCAUAGUAAUGAGAAGGUUGGUUUAUCUACUCAUUUCAUCUCACUUUUUUCCUUCUUUUGUUUUCUUCUAAUUGUUUAUGUCCAAUUUCUUCCUCUUUUUCAGAAUUUUGUAGGUUUAUCUGUUUUGGAUGGAUAUAUUGCAUGUGGCUCAGAGUCUAAUGAGGUUUUCUGUUACCACAAAUCUCUGCCAGUGCCAAUUGCUUCUCACAAAUUUGAGUCAAUGGAUCCCAUUUCUGGUCAUUCAAAUAGUGGCGAUAACACUGGACAGUUUGUUUCUAGUGUCUGCUGGAGAAAGAAGUCUAACAUGCUAGUUGCUGCCAACUCAGUGGGAAUUGUGAAACUAUUGCAGAUGGUCUGACAAGAUGGAGAAAAUAUUUGGUUAACACCAAAACCUGAGUAGCUAUUCCUCAGUCCUUGAAACGAUGAUAUUUAAAGUGGAGCACUAUUUUCUUAAAAUCUGAAGCAAAAAAAGCCGAACAAGAAAUGUACUAAUCAUGUACAAAUGUAGGCUUUUGAACUGAAGCAAUGGUGAAGCUGGAGCAUACAAGUCUCUUUAAAAUACAAGUAGUCACCAUUACUGUUGCUGAAUAUAGCACACCCUCCAAAGUUCAAUAUAGAAGAUUUUCCUUCAAAAACUUCUCAUCUUUGCAUCUCCAAUCAACUGGCUAGGGGCACCAGACAGAAGUGGAAGUUUGACUGAACUCGAAACUAAGCCGAAUUUAUCCUUUUACAGCAAAGCUUCUUGCUCCUGUAUAACCCUGCUCCCGAGACUGCAGUCUGUUAAGGAAGUGAGGGACAUAUUACUAAAGCAGAUCUUGAAGUAGCCCAGAGAUAUACUAAUUACCUUAACUUCCAAAGCACUUGUUGUCUAUCAAAAUUACAGGCGAUAAUCCAUGCUUUGCAUUUACUUGUACAAACUAACUUUAGCUGAUAUAAUGGUUAAAAUAUCAAUUGUACACCAUCAUUUGAAAUUAUGCAGAAGUUGCGUGUUUAUUUUUGUUGAGAAGUCUCACAUUGACUAGAGAUAUGGCAAAAUAAGCUUUUAUGGACUAGAAUGUGAUCAUAUAUAGAACUGCUGAAACUUUUUUCUUU